AUGUUGUACCGAUUGGCACAAGUGGUGAGUGCGGCACAUGCGGCACAUGCGGCAGUCAUUACCAAACACAAGACACGUAACCCAAAUCCACCACAACCCGCAACCACCACCACUAACGUCACCGCAUCCCGAACGCCCAUUCAUCCCUCAUCAUCCUCCUCCUCCCAACAGAAAAUAGCCAUGAAGCUCCUACCGACCUCCAAUCUGCUAGCAGCAGGCCUGCUAUUAUGCCAAUGGGUGUCUGCUGCUACUCCAUCCGCCUGGACGUUCGCCGAUGCCACUCUUCAGAUCUCGCAGAAGGGUGCCGAAGCAGGUCCCAAGCAGAAGUUUACAUCGACAUCCCCGAUAUCCGAUGCUUUGACUCUGAAAAAUACCGAUUCUUUAAAGAUACUGCUUACGACAAAGGAAGGCGAUACAGCCAAGCGACCCCACCAACUCUUCCUCUUUGUUAAGGAUACCGAGUCUGAAUUGGAAUCAUUCUUUUCUUUUGAUGUUAAGGAGUCAGGAAAGGCUCGAUUGGACCUCACCCAGAAGGAUAUCCCCGUCGCGCUUUUGAGCGCCCCAUCUCUUAGCUUUACAUUAGUUUUGGGCUCCUUCGGCCAAUCGACACCACUUUCUAUCGAAAUCGCCAAAAUUACCCCGGUCCUUGACGCGGCUGCCAAGAAGGCCCUCCCAGAGCCGCCACUGAAGUACCAGAAGCUCAAUGAGAUUCACCAUAUCUUCCGUGCCGAACCAAGGUCCCCACCAAAGGUUAUUUCGUUGGUAUUCUUGGCCGCCGUUGCGGCUUGUUUGCCGGGAUUGUUCGGUACUUGGUUCGGACUUUCGGCCAAUCUAUCCCAUCUCCCAAAGUCUCUUGCGGCAAGCCCCGUCGCUCAUCCAAUCUUCUUUGCCAGUUUGUUGGCGUUUGAGGCGGUGUUUUUCGCGUAUUAUACUCAGAUCAAUAUUUUCCAGACACUUGCUGCUGUCACUGUCAUCUCGCCGGUUGCUCUUCUCAGUGGAAGCAGGGCAUUGAGGGAGGUCCGUGCUAGGAGAUUGAAUGGAGAAAGAUAA
Molecule: messenger RNA, 1050 nt
Organism: Orbilia oligospora ATCC 24927
Lineage: Eukaryota; Fungi; Ascomycota; Orbiliomycetes; Orbiliales; Orbiliaceae
Exons: 4
Coding region: 1-1050 (349 amino acids)
Biological process (GO): protein N-linked glycosylation
Cellular component (GO): oligosaccharyltransferase complex; membrane
Source: RefSeq, a predicted model, not a curated record